This is a messenger RNA of Cajanus cajan (pigeon pea), 1232 nucleotides long. RefSeq lists its product as uncharacterized. Lineage: Eukaryota; Viridiplantae; Streptophyta; Magnoliopsida; Fabales; Fabaceae. Gene Ontology annotation, cellular component: endoplasmic reticulum; membrane. Gene Ontology annotation, biological process: lipid homeostasis. The record is from RefSeq and is a predicted model, not a curated record.
UUCGCUGCUCUCAUUCAAAGUUUCAAUCUUCAAUUGAAUUAGCAUACUAUGUCAUUAUGAUUCACCUUAUUCCUUUCUUAUGUCAAAAAUAAAUUAUUCCUGAUUUUUCUUCUUCUGCUUCACACACACCAGCUGUUUGUUUCUUGGCCUCUUCUAUUCUCCUUUUGUUUGGUAUUUUCAACAAGUUGGUUGGAAUGGGAUUUGCUUUCUCCUUUGGUUCCUCUUAUGACUUUGCUACCCCAACCAAAGAAGUUCAAUGGCUGGGGUCUGUCUUUACUGGCAUCAUCUUCUGUGUAAUUGUUUAUAGAUUGACUGCUAUUUUGAGUUCUGUGUUGUUCACAGGAUAUGGGAAAUUGAGUAAUGCACAGAAAAUUGAAUGGAAUAACCGGGGAUUCUCAACAUUUCACGCUCUGUUUGCAUCAUUUACGUCAUUUUACCUCUUGAUAUUAUCAGAUAUCUUCAGUAAGGAUGCACAAGAAGAGCUUAUUGUUAAUAGAUCGUCUACUUUCUCAAAUUCGGUGCUGGGGAUUUCUAUAGGUUAUUUUCUGACAGAUCUGACAAUGAUUCUUUGGCAUUUUCCAGCUUUAGGGGGUAUGGAAUAUGUUUUGCACCAUGGGCUGUCCAUGUUUUCAAUUAUCCAAGCUUUGCUAAGUGGUCAAGCACAGAUCUACAUACUAAUGGUUCUUUUCUCUGAGAGCACAACUCCCUUUGUAAAUCUAAGAUGGCACUUGGACAUUGCUGGUCUUAAGGGCUCCAAUCUUUACAUUUGGAAUGGUGUUGCAUUGUUCUUCGGGUGGUUGAUUGCUAGGAUUAUCCUAUUCAUGUUCUUUUUUAUCCACAUGUGGACCCAUUUUGAUGAGGUCAAGGAGGUCUACCCAUUGGGUUUUUACAGCUUGCUUGCGGUGCCUCCUGUGUUGACAAUGAUGAAUGUGUUCUGGUUCUGGAAGAUUGCCAAGGGUUUGGUUAAAACUAUUUCAAAAGCAAAACAUAGCAAGUGAGCCUACUAAAUGGCCAUUGAAUUUAUUCAAUACAGUUGUGAUUAACAUUUUUAUUUUUCAUUUACCAUACUUGCAAUAUUAAGUAUAAUUUUAUGCUGUAUAUUUGGCAUUAGGCAAUAGCAUAUUUUUUUCAGUGAUUACAUGUAUUAUAUGAAUCAUCACAUUCUAAAGAUCAGCAGGAGCUAAAACCACAAUGCUAUAUCUGUCAUUACAUAGUUCAAACAUUCUGUAAGA